AUGAAGGUGAUUCUGCUGCUUGUGCUGGCUCUGAACCUGCUGGCUAUCACCUUGGCUGCACCUGCGACACCUGAGACACACGUGCUUGAUAAUGGUGCCCUGUGUGUUUUGAGCAUACACUGUAAGAGCUCCUGCUGUCACCGUGCCUCUGGCAUCAGUCUGGCCCGCUGUGCUCCCAAGGCUGCGGAGACGGAGAAAUGCUCGGCCAAGAAUAUCUACGGCUCCUACUACCACUGCCCAUGUGAGCACGGACUGAAGUGCGACGUCGACUGGACCAUCGGCGGUGCCAUCACCAAUACCAACUUUGGAGUUUGCAAAGACCCUAACACCCCCAAGCCCCCGCCACCCCUCUAA
Sardina pilchardus (European sardine) is the source of this 354-nucleotide messenger RNA. Its product is annotated as colipase-like. Gene Ontology annotation, molecular function: enzyme activator activity. Gene Ontology annotation, biological process: lipid catabolic process; digestion. The transcript is spliced from 3 exons. The record is from RefSeq and is a predicted model, not a curated record. Lineage: Eukaryota; Metazoa; Chordata; Actinopteri; Clupeiformes; Clupeidae. The coding region runs from base 1 to 354 and encodes 117 amino acids. Gene Ontology annotation, cellular component: extracellular region.